AUCCAGAGGGCUGAACUUCCUCAUUCUUGCUGCAAAGCGAAACAUGAGCUGAUGUUUAGAUAUUCCGGUUCUAAUCUACUCAUGGCUGGACGUGUAGCUUUACAUUCAGUUGACACAGCGGGUUUCCGGGUGUUCCUUAGGUCCACCACAGCCAGUGUGGGGUUUAAGAGAAAUGCAGGUGGAAAUGCAACAGCUUCUGUUCCUCCUGGAAGCCUCAGGACUGAUGCUGACCUCCCUGUGAUCACUCUUCCCACAAUGCUGUACAGGUUGAUCUUUAAAGGGUACUACAAUCAGAUGCAUGAGCUACAGUUAUAUGAAAAGAAGCUUUAUGGCCCCAUGUAUAAAGUACAAACAGGCAACAAUCAUGCAAUUUCACUGAAUAGCGUGGAGCUGCUGGAGGAGCUGAUGAGGAAAGAUGAUAAGUUCCCACGCAGAGGAGACAUGAAUAUCUGGACUGAAUACCGAGAUAAGAACAAUCUUGGUUAUGGUCCUAUUACUGAAGAAGGGGAGAGAUGGUAUAAACUUCGUUCUGUGCUGAACAAGCGCAUGCUGCAUCCAAAGGACUCUGUGAAGUAUGAGAACGUGGUUAAUGAGGUGGUCACCGAUUUUAUCAAACGGAUUUGCCAUCUACGAAAGAUGAGCUCCACUGGAGAUCUGGUACCAAACAUAUCCAAUGAGCUUUACCGCUUCACUCUAGAAGGAAUCUCCCGGAUACUGUUUGAGACUCGAAUUGGAUGUCUUGAGAAUGAGAUUCCAGCUGAGACUCAAAAUUUCAUUGACUCCAUUGCACAGAUGUUAACUUAUACUAUGGUUGUGCCUAUGUUACCAAAGUGGACUCGUAAUUAUUUGCCAUUCUGGCAGCGAUACAUAACUGCUUGGGAUGGAAUCUUCAAAUUUGCCUGCAAGCUAAUUGACAGGAAGAUAGAGGAUAUUCAGAUGCGCCUGGAUGCAGGUCAGGAAGUUGCAGGAGAGUAUCUCAGCUACUUGCUUUCCAACACUAACAUGAGCAAAAAAGAUGUGUAUGGAAGCGUUGCUGAACUGCUUCUAGCAGGAGUGGACACAACAUCCAACACUAUGAUGUGGGCCUUAUACCAGCUGUCACAAGAUCCAAAGAUACAGGACACACUGUAUCAGGAAGUUAACAGCAUCAUCAAGGGGGACAAAAUUCCAACAGCUGAAGACAUAACAAACAUGCCAUACCUCAAGGCUGUCAUCAAGGAAACUCUAAGAAUCUACCCAGUUGUUCCUACAAAUGCACGCCUUCUUUCAGAAAAUGACGUGAUUAUCGGAGGACACUUCUUUCCUAAAAAGACCAGCUUUUUACUAAAGCAUUAUGCAAUCAGUCACGAUGAGACAGUAUUCCCUCAACCCAAAGUCUUCCAACCUGAACGCUGGUUACGAGAUGGGAGGGAAAGGCCUGUUCCGUUCGGAUCCAUUCCAUUUGGAUUUGGAGUGAGAGGUUGUGUUGGUAAACGUAUCGCUGAGCUGGAGAUGCACUUGGCAUUGGCGAGGAUAAUAAAGCGGUUCGAAGUCAAGCUGGAUCCAAAUGUGAGAGAGGUCAAAGCUCUCAGUCGUACUGUGCUUGUGGCAGACAGAACAGUCAAUUUUCAUUUUCUGGAGCGGAAAGAUGUACCCACUUAAAGCUGCUCUAAACUGUAACUUCCACCAAACUAAUCCACUAAAGAAGUCCAUACACCUUCAUACAAACGAUUUCUUCUAAGAGAUACAUGCCCAUGGUAUCCAUUGGUGGAAAGAGUAAAAAAAAUUCUACUCAAGUAAAAUUAAUGUUACUUCAAUAAAAUUUUACUUAAGUAUGAGUAAACCGGUUUAAAAAUCUCCUCACGUAAAAGUAAAGAGUAGUUCAUUUAAAAUGUACUCAGAAUGAACUUCAGCAAGGACAACGUUACAAAUUAAAGUGCAAUAACCAAAUAAAAAAACAAACAAACACAAAAACACUACAGUCCAUGACUUGAGUCUAAUGCGAGUAAUGUACUCAUGCAGCAAAAUAAAAAUUAUAAUUUAUAUGUUAUAAUGUCAAUAAAGACAGUAAGCGCACGCAUUGAACAUCUUUUGAUUCAACGGCAUUUUACUUUUAGUUGGGUCUAUCACUGUCGUCUGUCUUUCUUGUGAGUAGGGCACGUUUGUUCUCUGCCGGUAGCAGAUAUGAUUUAAAAUGUAGUUAAGUAUAAUACGUCAAACAAAAUAUACUUAAGGGAAAGUAAAUUACAGAUUUAAAAAGUAAAAGUAAGCAAAAAACGACUAAAUUAAUGUGACAUGAAUAAAUGUAAUUUGUUACUUUUUUACUUUUUGGUAUCACAAGCUGUGUGAACUCUUAGGGACCGAACCUUUCGAUAAAUUUUUUUAAAUGUUUAUGAUUUUUUUUUUAACCACUCAGACCUCUGAAAAUGUAAUGCUGUGUGUGAAUGUGUUGAAAAUGAUAAUCACAGAGCAUGUAUUUCAGAGCUCUUAUUUAGUAGGCAAAGAUUUAAUUUGAUUUUUCAUUGACUUUUCAUUUUUUUUUGUCUGUAUAAAAUCUAUUAGCUCUUUAAUUGGAUUAAUUGUAUGGUUUUUAUACUAUAAACAGUGAAACCUAAUAUGUACAGUUUGUUGUUGUGUAGGAACAUAGCAGAAAUUGUAAUUGAAUAAAGAAACAUACAUUAAAGUCAAAAUGUAUUUA
Messenger RNA from Silurus meridionalis, 2677 nucleotides. Its product is annotated as sterol 26-hydroxylase, mitochondrial-like. Gene Ontology annotation, cellular component: mitochondrial inner membrane. Bases 52 to 1641 code for a protein of 529 amino acids. The transcript is spliced from 9 exons. Gene Ontology annotation, molecular function: iron ion binding; oxidoreductase activity, acting on paired donors, with incorporation or reduction of molecular oxygen; heme binding. The record is from RefSeq and is a predicted model, not a curated record. Gene Ontology annotation, biological process: cortisol metabolic process; cholesterol metabolic process; C21-steroid hormone biosynthetic process. Lineage: Eukaryota; Metazoa; Chordata; Actinopteri; Siluriformes; Siluridae.